Messenger RNA from Podarcis lilfordi (Lilford's wall lizard), 5636 nucleotides. Lineage: Eukaryota; Metazoa; Chordata; Lepidosauria; Squamata; Lacertidae. The record is from the annotation of a GenBank genome assembly.
AUGGAGGACUCCGCCAGCGGAGAGGCCCAGCGUCGGCUUUUCAGGCAGCUCUGCUACUGGGACGCCCGGAGUCCUCGCGAGGUCUACGGGCGGCUCCGGGAACUGUGUGCGCAGUGGCUGAAGCCAGAGAGGAGCACCAAGGAGCAGAUCCUGGACCUGGUGAUCCUGGAGCAGUUCCUGGCUGUCCUGCCCUCGGAAAUGGGGAGCUGGGUGAAGGAGCGAGGCUCAGAGAGCUGCGUCCAGGCCGUGGCCCUGGCAGAGGAAUUCCUCCUGAGGCACCAGGAGGCGGAGAAAGCGGGAGGGCAGGUGAGAGGGCCUCAUCCUGGGAUUUCCCCCUGAGGCGGUUGUGGCGCAAAUGUCUGAGUGUCGCACCUUAAAAAGGGUGGGGAGCCUCAGGCACAGGGGCCAAAUGCAGGCAUCUCUCUGGCCCUCAGGACCCUUCUCAGGCCAUACCCUUUGCUGUCCAUCGCUCUUCCAGAUGUUUAGCUGAAAUCUCCUUUCUUGUAACUUGAAGCCAUGUGUUCGAGUCCUACCUUCCAGAGCAGGAGAACACAAGCUCGCUCCAUCUUCCUUGUGACAACCUUUAUUAGAAGAUAGCUAUCCUAAUUCUCCUCUUUUCCUUUUUGUUUUUUUAUAAUAAUUGUUUGAUUUUAGAAAUUAUAAACUUAAAACAAAGUCAAUUAUAAAAAAGCCAUGUAAAGAGAUUACUCUGAAUCUCAGGACUUUCCCCCCAUCCCCUCCAUGGGUCCUAAUAUCAAUAUUUACAACUGCAUAUCAGUCCGUUAUCCACAUUUUUUAUCCAUCUAAAUUGUCCAUAGUUUCUGUUACUUUACAAGUGUGGUUAAAAUCACGUAAACAGCCUUGAUUCCCCUCCCCACGCAAAGAAUUCUGGGAACUGUAGUUUGUUCCGGAUGCUGAGAGUGCAGGAGGUUCUCAUAUUCUUACACGGCUAGAAAUGGAACACUGGACAUUGCUACAAUAGUCCCACCCAUCCAUCAGACUUAGACCUUAUCUCUGGUCUGAUCCCGUUCCUCACCGCUUCUGUCGUUCUGUGAAAUAGUGUCUGGACUACGGUUACCAGAUGUCCCCAUUUUCUGGGGCAGUCCCCGGAUUUGUGAAUAAGUCCCCGGACAAAUUCCAUCCGCGGAAUGUCCCCAGAUUUCAUCUAAUGUCCCCGGGAAACGCAGCAGCGGCAGUUUCAGCAGCCCGGGCCAGUCGGCUCUGGCUGGCUUCAGGAGCUGCUCGGAAGUCCCCAUAUGAUGGUGAUGCAGGAGCUCUAAGAUGCAGCUUCCGGGCUGCCUCCACCUUCCCUGAGCCCAGCAACUCAGCUGCGAAGGGUAUCGGAGCAGCCUCCCAUCUCCUUGUUGUUGUCGUUUAGUCGUGUCCGACUCUUCGUGACCCCAUGGAGCAGAGCACGCCAGGCACUCCUGUCUUCCACUGCCUCCCGCAGUUUGGUCAAACUCAUGCUGGUAGCUUUGAGAACACUGUCCAACCAUCUCAUCCUCUGUUGUCCCCUUCUCCUUGUGCCCUCCAUCUUUCCCAACAUCAGGGUCUUUUCCAGGGAGUCUUCUUUUCUCAUGAGGUGGCCAAAAAAUUGGAGCCUCAGCUUCAGGAUCUGUCCUUCCAGUGAGCACUCAGGGCUGAUUUCCUUCAGAAUGGAGAGGUUUGAUCCUCUUGCAGUCCAUGGGACUCUCAAGAGUCUCCUCCAUCACCAGAAUUCAAAAGCAUCAAUUUCCCAACUCCUACUUGCGUGCAAGCAGGAGCGGGGCGGGGAUCUCUCAGCUGUGAAGGGAGGCUUCACACUGCCUAUCGGAGCUUGCGUGCAAGCAGGAGGGGGCAGGGAUCUCUCAGUCAGGCAACAGGAAGCCUCCCUUCCCAGCUGAGGGAUCCCUGCUCCCUCCUGCUAGCACGCAAGUAGGAAUGGGAUUGGGGCUGCUCCGAUGGGAUGGGAGGCAUCGUCCUGCCUGAGCCUCGCUGCUGCUGCUGCUCUUGGCCCUCCUCCGCCUUGUAUGCCAGACCCACUGCGCACUGCUUCCCCACCACCACCGAAGAACGUACAACUUAGGGGCUGCCCAGGCUCAUGGAGAAAGGAGAUAGAAGCCUCAGAGGAAGGGGAAACAUGGAGGUUGAGGUCAAGGCGGCGGACGCCCCUCUGCCAGCCCACCGCCAUCGCUGCAGUAGCAACAUCCCAAACGUGUAGUAUGUAUGUAUGUAUAUAUGUGUAGGGUCCCCAGAUUCAUUGAAAAAAAUCUGGUAACCUUAGUCUGGACCGCUUUGUUUCUUGACUAAAACGUUAACGGGUAUUUCAGGUGCCAGGGGCCUUCCAAGAGGCUGCUGUGACCUUCGCUGGAAAUGUGGAGGCAUCGCCGGAAACAACGCAGAAGCAGCUUGGUGGGGAGUUCAAGCGGGAAAAUGAGGGGGUCUCCAGCGUGCUGGGUAAGGGCUCACCCCCCGCCGUGAAUUGUCGUUUCUUGUAGGUAUAAUGCCCUGAUGCAGGGAAUCACCAACAUGGGGUGCUCAGCCCCUUCUGUGACACCCAUGAAAGGUCUCAGUAGAGAAACCCCUCAAAAAUCCACAGUCCACAACAGACUUGUUUCUUCUUCCUGCUCAGUUCUUGUUUGCAUUGACUUAGCCAUUCCUACAUUGAAAUGCCCCCGAAACUGGCUUUAGGGAAGUUUUUAAUGUUUGAUGUUUUAUCGUGUUUUUAAUAUUCUGUUGGGACGCGGGUGGCGCUGUGGGUUAAACCACAGAGCCUAGGACUUGCCGAUCAGAAGGUCGGCAGUUCAAAUCCCCGCGACGGGGUGAGCUCCUGUUGCUCAGUCCCUGCUCCUGCCCACCUAGCAGUUCGAAAGCACAUCAAAGUGCAAGUAGAUAAAUAGGUACCACUCCGGCGGGAAGGUAAACAGCAUUUCCGUGCGCUGCUCUGGUUCCCUAGAAGCGGCUUAGUCAUGCUGGCCACAUGACCCAGAAGCUGUACGCCGGCUCCCUCGGCCAAUAAAGUGAGAUGAGCAUCACAACCCCAGAGUCGGUUAUGACUGGACCUAAUGGUCAGGGGUCCCUUUACCUUUUUAAUAUUCUGUUGGGAGCCACCCAGAGUGGCUGGGGAGGCCUGGCCAGAUGGGCGGGGUAUAAGUAAUGAAAAAUUACUAUUACUAUUACUAUUACAGUGGUACCUCGGGUUAAGAACUUAACUCGUUCUGGAGGUCCGUUCUUAACCUGAAACUGUUCUUAACCUGAGGUACCACUUUAGCUAAUGGGGUCUCCUGCUGUCGCUGCGCUGCCGCCACGCGAUUUCUGUUCUCAUCCUGAAGCAAAGUUCUUAACCCAAGGUACUAUUUCUGGGUUAGCGGAGUCUGUAACCUGAAGCGUUAGUAACCUGAUGCAUCUGUAACCUGAAGCGUCUGUAAUCCGAGGUACUACUGUACUACUACUACUACUACUACUACUACUGCUGCUGCUGCUACUACUUCUAUUACUAUUAUUUCAUUGGUGGUCAGGAUUAGACACGCUCCUUCCCUUCUGCCCUGAACCGAGGAAAGCAUUUCUCUUUGUGUAUAUGCUGAGACAUGUCCUUAUUCCUGGGAUUUUUUUAAAAAAAUAGAAAACUCUGGCACUUUGAGAGUUAAACAGAAAAAAGACUUAUUUCCCAGAAAUGUUUCAGGAGUUGGAAAUCUACAAAGAACUAGCAAACUGUAUACAUUGAACUCUGCAGGUGUCGCAGGCUUUUCAAUAAGAUGGCGAAUGCUCAGCUGAAAUUUACGACUUUCCAAAAUAUUUAGUAGAAAAGCUGCCUUGUCUCUUUGACAAAAGCAGAAUCAACUGCUAAAAAAUUAUAGAAUCACUGGGUUGGAGAUAGCUUUUUGGCUCCACGAAGCUGAUUGGCCUUGAAGAUGAAAUUUAACAGGUGGGCGGGGAAACCCCCUGUCAAUCACCUGAUGUCGCAAUAACAUCAGGUGGAAGGUGCCGCUAAAACAAAGUGUUUUCCCUCCCUCCUUCAUUUUAAGCGGGGCGUUCUGAUGCAAACACCAUCCUGUUUCACAUCUGGUCUAACCCCACCCCCCAGUCUGGGUGAAAGAACAUGAUUUGCAAAUGAGAGGUUCUUUCUGCAGCUUAACUUGUUGCAUCCCUAACUCAUGGGAUCAUAGAAUUGUAGCAUUGGAAAGGAUUUUGAGGGUCAUCUGGCCCAAACACCCGCAAUGCAGGAAUCUCAGCUAAAGCAUCCAUGACAGAUGGCCUUCUAAAAACCUCCAAUGAAGCAGGUUUUAUUUAUUUAUUUAUUUAUUUAUUUAUUUAUACAUACAUACAUACAUACCCCGCCCAUCUGGCUGGGUUUCUCCAGCCACUCUGGGUGGCUUCCAACAGAAUAUUAAAAUACAAUAGUCUAUUAUAAAAGCUUCCCUAAACAGGGCUGCCUUCAGAUGUCUUCUAAAAGUCUGGUAGUUGUUGUUCUCUUUGACAUCUGGUGGGAGGGCAUUCCACAGGUUGGGUGCCACUACCGAGAAGGCCCUCUGCCUGGUUCCCUGUAACUUAGCUUCUCGCAGGGAGGGAACCGCCAGAAGGCCCUCGGCGUUGGACCUCAGUAUCCGGGCAGAACAAUGGGGGUGGAGACGCUCCUUCAGGUAUACUGGGCUGAGGCCGUUUAGGACUUUAAAGGUCAGCACCAACACUUUGAAUUGUGCUCGGAAACAUACUGGGAGCCAGGGUUAGUUGCUCCAGCUCAUUCCUAAAAAUCUCCUUUUGUUAUUUCAGCAGGUGGCAGGGACCAGUGUGCUACUGGUGGAGAACUAUUCUGGGUCCCACAAGGUAGACCGAUGGGUCAGGAGCUGGAGGAAAAAGGUGGAAGCCAAGGAAAGUCAGAUAAGCUUCGGAGCCAUGAGAUGUGGAGAGACAAAUAUCUCCCUUGCCUGGACGACGGCGACGCCUGCGAAAUGUCAGCCCAGCAGGGCGCUCUCAAAAGGAAGAAGCGCGUCAGAAGCGCAGUGAGCGAGAAGCUUCUCCGAGACGAAUCAAACCUCCGUGGAAUCCACACGGGGGAGAAACCGCACGACUGCUCGGUCUGCGGGAAGAUAUUCCGCAGGCGCUCGGACCUCAACAGCCACCAGCGAACCCACACGGGAGAGAAGCCUUACGUUUGCCUGAACUGCGGGAAGAGGUUCAACCGGAGCACGAACCUUAUUUCACACAAGAGAAUCCACACAGGGGAGAAGCCCUAUAAAUGCUCGGACUGCGGGAAAAACUUCUGCCACAAAUCCGGCCUGAUCAGGCACCGGAGGACCCACACGGGAGAGAAGCCGUACGCCUGUUCCGAGUGCGGGAAGAGCUUUAGCCAGAGGCAACAUCUGAUAACCCACCAGCGGAACCACACGGGAGAAAAACCGUUCACGUGCUCCGAGUGCGGGAAGAGCUUCAACCAGAGCCAGCACCUUACCACGCACCAGAGAAACCACACUGGGGAGAAGCCCUUUGAAUGCUCCCAGUGCGGCAAACGCUUUUGCGACAAGUCCACCCUUUUUAGACACCAGAGAAGCCACAUUGGGAAGAAACCUUUCAAAUGCUCCAAAUGCGAAGAGAGCUUCUACCGGAGCAAGCAUCUUAUCAGACAUCAGAGAAUCCAUCUUGAACCUUCGACGGUCUAA